Messenger RNA from Danaus plexippus (monarch butterfly), 1350 nucleotides. RefSeq names its product WD repeat-containing protein 82 (gene Wdr82). Lineage: Eukaryota; Metazoa; Arthropoda; Insecta; Lepidoptera; Nymphalidae. Gene Ontology annotation, cellular component: Set1C/COMPASS complex. The transcript has a single exon. The record is from RefSeq and is a predicted model, not a curated record. The coding region runs from base 280 to 1227 and encodes 315 amino acids. Gene Ontology annotation, molecular function: chromatin binding; protein binding.
GAACUGUCGUGUGUCAAUUGAGCAUUGUAAUUUGUGCGUCAGUUCUUAUUAUAAUCUGAGUUCUGAAUUAUAAAGUACGGAUGAAGAUUUAAUAAUAAACAAUAAAGUACUAAAUAUCAAAUUUAAAGAGAAAAUAGAAAGAGUUAUCACAUAUGUUGACGAAUAAUAAUAUCAACAUUUUAAUCCACUCCUCUUUUUUACGUUAGUUAAAUAUUUCUAAAUAUUUUGUUUCUAUAAACUUAAAGUAAUCACUAUAAAGACAGAAUAAUAGACGCGCCAAUGAUGAAGCUCGUGGACCAAGUUGUUAGGAGCUUUAAGGUUGCAAAGGUAUUUCGAGAAAAUACCGACAAAAUAAAUAGCAUUGACUUUUCACCCAGUGGAGAAACUUUAAUAUCGUGCAGCGAGGAUGAUCAAAUUGUUAUAUAUGACUGCGAAAAAGGCACGCAAAUGAUCACAGUUAAUAGUAAAAAAUAUGGUGUUGAUUUGAUACAUUUUACCCAUGCUAAAAACACUGCUAUUCAUAGCUCGACAAAGGUUGAUGACACCAUAAGAUAUUUAUCUCUCCAUGACAAUAAAUAUAUCAGAUAUUUUCCGGGCCAUACGAAAAAAGUAGUAACACUAUGUUUAUCUCCUGUGGAAGACACGUUCUUGUCUGGAUCUCUGGAUAAAACUUUACGUCUUUGGGAUUUACGUUCACCAAAUUGCCAAGGCUUGAUGCAUUUGUCUGGUCGACCUGUAGCAGCAUAUGACCCUGAAGGCCUUAUUUUUGCAGCAGGUGUAAACUCAGAGAGUAUUAAACUUUAUGACCUAAGAUCAUUUGACAAGGGCCCAUUUGUAACCUUUAAAUUAAACCAAGAAAAAGAAUGUGAUUGGACAGGGUUAAAAUUCUCUAGAGAUGGUAAGACAAUGUUGAUAAGUACUAAUGGAUCUAUCAUUCGAUUAGUGGAUGCAUAUCAUGGCACACCAUUACAAACCUUCACUGGUCAUUUGAAUAAUAAAGGAAUACCAAUAGAGGCAUCUUUCAGUCCUGAUUCUCAAUAUGUAUUCAGUGGAUCAACAGACGGUAGAGUUCAUGUUUGGAAUGCUGACACAGGAUACAAAGUUUGUGUACUCAAUGGUGACCAUCCGGCCCCAAUACAGUGUGUUCAAUUUAAUCCCAAAUAUAUGUUACUGGCAUCGGCGUGCACUAACAUGGCAUUCUGGCUACCAACAAUAGAUGAUGUUUGAUCAUAAAAAUAUAAUUCCAUGUGUAAACCUUAUCAUUCUAAUUAUGUUUAAGUGAUUUUGAAGAGGAUAUAUUGUUUGUAAAACAAAAUCAAUUAUAAUUUUCAUUAAAACAGUUUAACCUUA